CCAACUCCACUUCACUUCAAUCUCUAUAAACAGAGCGCAUCAGCAGCAAUUUUAGGGUUAGGGUUUUAAGUAGCGGCUACUGGCUCCUGUUCUCUUCACCUUCAAGCUCUAAAGACCCUCGUCGCCUUCGAAGAAACUUGUUUCAGCAGCCAUGGGGAAGACACGUGGUAUGGGAGCUGCCCGCAAACUGAAGUCCCACCGCAGAAGGCAAAGGUGGGCUGACAAGGCAUACAAGAAAUCUCACCUUGGUAAUGAAUGGAAGAAGCCAUUUGCUGGUUCUUCCCAUGCUAAAGGAAUUGUCCUUGAAAAGAUAGGUAUUGAGGCCAAGCAGCCUAACUCUGCUAUCAGAAAGUGUGCUAGAGUUCAACUUAUUAAAAAUGGGAAGAAGAUAGCUGCCUUUGUUCCCAAUGAUGGUUGCUUAAACUAUAUUGAAGAGAAUGAUGAGGUUUUGAUUGCUGGUUUUGGACGUAAGGGUCAUGCUGUGGGAGAUAUUCCUGGUGUUAGAUUUAAGGUUGUGAAGGUCUCUGGUGUCUCCCUUCUUGCCCUCUUCAAGGAGAAGAAGGAAAAACCAAGAUCUUAAGCUUAAGAUUUUGCAAUGUGGAGAGAUUCUACUAUCUAUUGCUAAACCUUUCAAAGAAUCCGAUAUGCUUCUCUCUGUUUUUUAGUGGAUCUGUUGAACAUUUUUAACCUUUCUAGUUACUGUAUUGAAUAUUUUUGGUUUUAAUAUUUGUCCGAGAUUAUCAUUCA
Molecule: messenger RNA, 747 nt
Organism: Ricinus communis (castor bean)
Lineage: Eukaryota; Viridiplantae; Streptophyta; Magnoliopsida; Malpighiales; Euphorbiaceae
Product: 40S ribosomal protein S23
Exons: 4
Coding region: 152-580 (142 amino acids)
Biological process (GO): translation
Cellular component (GO): ribosome; cytosolic small ribosomal subunit
Molecular function (GO): structural constituent of ribosome
Source: RefSeq, a predicted model, not a curated record